AUGUUUGACCUACCCGCCAUGCUGCUAUGCUCGAUAGCAUCCGUCCUCUUUCCGAUAUUUGCUUCAUACAAGGCUCUUAAUUCGUCCGACCCCGCACAGCUAACACCAUGGCUCAUGUACUGGGUUGUGUUUAGCGUCUGCACAUUGGUCGAAUCUUGGGUAUCAUUUAUUGUCACUUGGAUACCUUUUUAUGGAUACUUUCGCUUGCUAUUCCUUCUCUACCUCAUCCUACCACAAACCCAAGGCGCCCGCGUUCUAUACGAGCAGUACGUCCACCCAUUUCUACAGGACAACGAGGCCCAGAUCGACGAGUUCAUUGCCGGCUCCCAUGAGCGCCUCAAAUCCACAGGGCUCUCAUAUCUUCGGCAAGCUAUCAACUAUGUUAGGGAGAAGUUCCUCGGCAUGCCCCCCGCCGAGCCUCCUGCGCCUAUUCCCGAGAACGUCGGCGCGCAAGGCUAUACGCAGGCUCUCCUCUCAAGGUUUAGCAUCCCUUCUACCAAAUGGGUCCCCAGCGGCGCCCAGAGCGGCGGCGAUCUUUAUAGCCUCCUGUCCAGCGCAGUCGCGGCCGCCAGCGGUGCUGGGACUGUGAGAAGCGCCACAGGUUCCAGUGACAUGACAGCAUCCGGCAAUCUCAUCCCGGACCACUUGCGUGAUUCCGGCGAGAAGAUGAGCUUUAUAUCUACACAGAAAGAACGCCUCAACUAUUUGCUGGCUGCUCUUGACCGCGAGGCGCAGCAGCUUCAAAGUGAACCGCCAAAGCAGGCCGCGCCGGGUACUUUCGACGGAAAUGCGGACUCUGCAUCUACACCUCGGUCGCCGAGCGGGCUCAGCAUGCUCAGCGCUCUCAGCAAGAGUCGCAGUGAGGCUGAUUUUGAAAAGAUUGAGGCUGAUAGCGGCACCGAAGACGAGCUCACCAUGCGCAGGCGCAACGUGUCGGGCGGCGGCUCUUGGAUGCCAUGGGCCUGGGGCGGCGGCGAAGAGCACACCGACGGCCAAGGCUCAAGCACUGGACGGGAGCACUAG
This is a messenger RNA of Akanthomyces muscarius, 1023 nucleotides long. RefSeq lists its product as uncharacterized. Lineage: Eukaryota; Fungi; Ascomycota; Sordariomycetes; Hypocreales; Cordycipitaceae. The record is from RefSeq and is a predicted model, not a curated record. The transcript has 3 exons. The coding region runs from base 1 to 1023 and encodes 340 amino acids.